Cricetulus griseus (Chinese hamster) is the source of this 2678-nucleotide messenger RNA. The record is from RefSeq and is a predicted model, not a curated record. Lineage: Eukaryota; Metazoa; Chordata; Mammalia; Rodentia; Cricetidae.
AUGGGCAAUAGUAAAGAAAGGCAGUAUGGUGAACUCCUGUCCAAAGAGAUUGCCAGAGGUUAUGUUCAGAUGGACUGGUUUUCCAUUGUGAUGGACUCUUCAGGCCUACAGACGCUCAAGGGCUCUUCACAUCGCAGGAGGAAGGCCACAGCCCCAGAGCAAGCCCCUGCACCACCACGGCCAUACCAGGGUGUUCGAGUCAAGGAGCCAGUGAAGGAGCUACUGAGAAGAAAGCGUGGCCAUGCCAACAGUGGGACAGCUGGCCCACCUACUGCGGUGGUGCUGCCCCACCAGCCCCUGGCAACCUACAGCACAGUGGGUCCUUCCUGCCUUGACAUGGAUGUUUCUGCUUCCACAGUAACAGAGGAGGGGACAUUGUGUGCUGGCUGGCUUUCCCAGCCUGCCCCAGCCACCUUUCAGCCCUUGACUUCAUGGACACCCUACACGGAGUAUGUGUCCCACGAAGCUGUCAGCUGCCCCUACUCAGCUGACAUGUAUGUGCAGCCGGUGUGCCCCAGCUAUACAGUGGUGGGACCCUCCUCGGUGCUGACCUAUGCUUCCCCUCCACUCAUUACUAAUGUCACGCCAAGAAGCACUGCUACACCUGCCGUGGGACCCCAGCUGGAGGGCCCAGAGCACCAGGCACCCCUCACCUAUUUCCCGUGGCCUCAGCCCCUUUCCACACUGCCUGCCUCCAGUCUGCAGUACCAGCCUCCAGCCCCAGCCCUGUCUGGUCCCCAGUUUGUCCAGCUUCCCAUCUCUAUCUCAGAGCCAGUCCUUCAGGACAUGGAUGACCCCAGAAGGGCCAUCAGCUCCCUGACCAUUGACAAGCUGCUUUUGGAGGAAGAGGAAAGCAACACAUAUGAGCUCAACCACACCCUCUCUGUGGAGGGCUUUUAGGGAUGCCUUGCAUCCAACAGCCCUUUCCCUCGAAACUGAGAUUUCAAAUGAGCCCAGAUGGAGCCUAGACUCCUGUUUGAAACGGCUCUUCCAUAGGUACCCUUUCUGCCCAAAGUUGAAUUGUAUUCUUUCCUUUCUCUACCCCCACAUCUCCCUCCUUUCUUAUUUCUUUGUCCAGUUUUCUUCCUCUGGAGGGGGAAUUAUAGUGAUAUGAUGAACAAAAUCUUAUACUGAAUGUCACCAAGUCUGCAGCUCAGAGUUUCCCUUUGCUGUCAUAUCAUCAGAGAAGUGCCCUUCUCUCAGGUGCCCCUGGCUUUCUGGUAGCAUUAUAGAUCUACUCUAAGAUCACUUACACUCUCUGCCAUUCUAAAAUGCACAGGGUCCCACAGGGACACCAAAGCCACCAGCACCUCCCUGCUGAGUCAGCCAAGGACAGAUGCUCUCAGAUCCCACAGUUCUGUUUUGUGUUGUUUGCUCUUCCCAGCCUUGGCUAGUCUGAGCAGGUUAGAGGGGCUGAUUAGAGGGGGUGGGACAGGACUAUCAGGCUGGAUAGGGAUGGUCAGUAGAUGAUGGGAGAUCCGGCUGAGGAGGAGCAGAAUCAUACAUGUAGUGUGUCUGUGGUUAGAGAGCUAGUGAGGAAGGGGAGACUGAGGAGUGAUCUAACUCCAUCUGCAACCGACUUUGAAAAGAAUGCCACUUUAACUUGGUUCAGCUGGUCUUCUCCCCAGUAAUUGUGAGCAAAGCUGGGUGUGGUCAUUAAGAUAAUGAUGAGUCCAUCUGUUUCAGCCUGGGCUGCAGGCCCUCUAACACCAUGCCAGCACUUAAAUUGCCUUUGUCAAGGUAUUGUCAUAGCAACAGGAAAAGAAACAGGUGUUCCCGGAAGCCCAACAGUGAGGAGGGUAUCCAUUUAGUCCUUCCAUGUGGGCUUUUUUUUUUUUUUUUUUUUUUUCAAAUCGUGAAUCAUCCAUCAGCCACCAUGAAGUGGCACCAAGGGCUCUUUCAUCCAAGGACCAUCCUCCUCAGUGUUCUAGCGUCCCAGUCAGCAGGCCAAUUAGGUUUCAUUUCAAUUUUUGUUUUAUUUUUGCUGGAGAAGCAAAACAUUUGCUAUAGAGCGUUUUGCUGUUUCCGGGGCAUUCUGCUCCUGAAUUAGAUGUGCCUUGGGGCUUGGCAGGCAAUUUGCUAAUGGUGCCAUCACCACAUGGACACACUUUAGUCUGUAGAAUCCAUGUUAGAGGUAAUAGACAUUUCCUGAAAAUGACAGUUUCUUUGAUACUCCACCCCCUUUUUGUUUCCAUUUUCAAUGAAAACUCAGAGAAAGCCAUCUGUCUUUUUUUUUUUUCAUGCUUUGUGUUUAUUUUGACUCAGAUUUCUCAGUAUCUAUCUAAAAUCCUGGUGUGCUCAUCUUGAAUUAUUUGUAUUCCUCCUUAAUAUUUAGACUAAAUGAAUGUUAGAUUCUAGAUGAUAAGUUUACACUUGCAUUGGUAGUUACUGUAAACAAGAAGGGAGGGGGAUGCCCUGGCCUAUUUAGUUAAGGCCCUGUUGCACAGAAAAACACUAUUCAAGAUUUUCCAGCUACUUGAGGGUUUGAGAAGAGGCAGGAGUGGCAUUGACAAAGGAGUUAAUGCUGGGAAACAAACAGCAAAGAAAGCAGUGUGAGCAUUUGCUAGGGUUGAACUGGUAUCUUUCCCCUUCUUAUCUUGAGACCUUAAGUCUUAGCUGCAGGCAUCCACCAGAUCUCCUUCCAAGUUAUUCUACUCAGAUGCACCAUUUUAAAUAAA